Tarenaya hassleriana is the source of this 635-nucleotide messenger RNA. RefSeq names its product LOB domain-containing protein 31. The record is from RefSeq and is a predicted model, not a curated record. Gene Ontology annotation, cellular component: nucleus. Bases 1 to 516 code for a protein of 171 amino acids. Gene Ontology annotation, biological process: positive regulation of DNA-templated transcription; hormone-mediated signaling pathway. Lineage: Eukaryota; Viridiplantae; Streptophyta; Magnoliopsida; Brassicales; Cleomaceae. The transcript is spliced from 3 exons.
AUGUCUCGACCUGUCCUCAACGGCUUGAACAGUGGCUCUCUCCGUACCAGGCUAAGCAGUGUCUGGACUCUGGAUGCCUUCACCUCUGAACCUGACUGCCUCUCCGUUGGCAGUGGAUCAAGAGAUUUUGUAUCGGGAGAGGCGUGCAAGUAUCUGAGGAGGAAGUGCGUGGAAGGAUGCGUCUUCGCUCCUUACUUCGACUCGGAGGACGGGACCUCUCUUUUCGCGGCGGUCCACAAAGUGUUCGGAGCCAGCAAUGCCACCAAACUCCUCUCUCCCAUCCCUCCUAGCCUCCGGCUCGACGCCAUCCUCACUCUCUCCUACGAGGCCACGGCCAGGGUUCGCGACCCCGUCUUCGGCUGCGUCUCCCAUAUCUUCUCCCUUCACCAACAGGUGGUGAACCUGCAGGCGGAAUUAGCGUACGUGCAAGCGCGUCUAUCAGCCGUGCAAGGCCUUCCACCCCCACCGCCGGCGCCGGAAGCAUCGUCUGAGGCUGACCUUCUGGAGGAGCCCUAAAAUUCCGACCCCAAUGACUUCUUCUUUGUUUUUUUUUUACUAACUUCUGUAACUUCGCUUUGUAUCUCAACAAAAAACAAUGCUCUUUCUUCUCUUUUUUUUUUAAUUAAAAUGUUCCA